CCUAAGUCUUUCAGUAAACAAGGGGGCGUGACGAGACUAAUAAUGGAUAAAACUUUUAUAGGCAAAAAGAAGUACAGCUCGUCUCUGACAGCAGCAGCUCUGCAAGACCACAUUAGUCGACAGAUAUCACUGAGCGACCCAACUGUUGUCAAGGUGAAGAGGAAGAAACAGGCUUUAAAACUUCAGUUAAAACCAUCAAAGUCCUGUACGAAAUGUGGCAGCCAAGGUUCAGCUGAACAAGAGUAUGUACUGGAUGUUGCCCCGCCCCCGCUCACACUAGCACAGAGCCUCGGACUAGUGGAGGCACCACAGCAGCUGUUAUCUUGUGCCGAGUGGGAGGGUGUGAGGGUGUGCUCUAAUAAGAGAGAGGACUCGCGGCUACCGUGCCCGAUAUGUCAAGAAGAGUUCCGACUAAGUCAACAGGCCCUUCUCUCUUGUUCUCAUGUGUUCCACUUGACAUGUCUCAAGUCGUUUGAGAGAUUCUCGCGCACCAAGCGCUGUCCCCUGUGUCGGAGGGAGGGUUACCAAACCAGAGUGGUCUAUGAGGGAGCCAAGCAGACCAGGAUCCAAGCUGCUACUAGAAUUCAGUCGGGCUGGCGAGGGUACAAAGUUCGUUGCUGUUACAAGGCGUACAGAGAGACACACCCACCCUCUCACCCGUCACUACGGAAACGACAUUACGAGGACAAACUGAGUCGUCUCACAGGACAGCUGAUGAUGUCAUGUGAUGUCAGAGCUGAGGGCGUUGCAUCAAUGCUGAGUGAAUGUGACCAGUCUCUGGAGAAAGCAAGAUCUGUUAUGAGAGCUUUUGAUAUCUGCACUGAUCAGGAUGACGACCUUUGGACCUCAGCUCGUGAGAAAGCAAAGUCCCAUCUCUUGAGUGACUGUUCCGUAUGCCUCACACAUCUCACACAGCCUCACACCCUCACAAAGCCACGCCCCCUCACUCUUCUCUCAUGCGGACACCUCCUACACACCUCCUGUAUAAACUCACUAGAACAGUAUUCCGAUAGUUGUGCUCACCUUUGCCCUCUGUGCAGAUCACCAUACAGCAAAAUAGCAUUCACAUGAUUACAAUUUAAAUUUGACUGUGUAUUGUCCUACGAGCUUGUGUACUAUAUCUUGCAUUGUCAA
This is a messenger RNA of Halichondria panicea, 1134 nucleotides long. Its product is annotated as RING finger protein 32-like. The transcript is spliced from 6 exons. NCBI's taxonomy places the organism in Eukaryota, Metazoa, Porifera, Demospongiae, Suberitida, Halichondriidae. Gene Ontology annotation, molecular function: protein binding. The record is from RefSeq and is a predicted model, not a curated record. Bases 43 to 1071 code for a protein of 342 amino acids.